This is a messenger RNA of Prorocentrum cordatum, 2283 nucleotides long. NCBI's taxonomy places the organism in Eukaryota, Dinophyceae, Prorocentrales, Prorocentraceae. The record is from the annotation of a GenBank genome assembly.
AUGGGCGUGCACGGGGAUUUCGACGGCAACGUGUCAUUUCCCGGCGUGGUCCUUGACAGUUCUGAGGUCGAGAGUGCGAUCGCGACAAAUCGGACCGUGGCCGCAGCGACCACAACGACCACGAACACGCGCACGACCACGCGCACGGCCGUGACGGGGACCUCGGCGACGGAGACGACGUCGACCGUUUCCACGACCACGAGUUGCUUCGGAUACGACGCCUGCCCAGAAUACCCCCAGCCGUACGGCCAUGGGGAGUGGCCUACGGAGUACAUUUACUCUGGCUCCUUCCCCGACGGUUUCGUUUGGGGGCUCGGCACCGCCUCCUACCAGAUUGAGGGCGGGUACCGGGACGGAGGCAGGGGCGCAAGCAUUUGGGACACGUUCACUGGCGCGAACACCAUCGGCAUGCCGGGCGCGGAUUGCGGCCAUUGCUGCACCGAGACGCCGUGCCCCGUGAACGAGGGGAUGGCCGCAAAGGGCGCCACCGGCAACGUGGCCUGCGACCAUUACCACCUUUGGCGGUCUGACAUAGCGCUGAUGAAGUCCAUGGGUCUGAAGCACUACCGAUUCAGCAUCGCCUGGCCCCGCAUCGUGCCAACGGGCCGGGUGGCAGACGGGAUCAACGAGGACGGCAUCGCCUUCUACAGCAACCUUCUGGACGGUUUGAUCGAAGCUGGUAUCACGCCGUGGAUCACGUUGUACCACUGGGAUCUGCCGCAGGGGCUGCUGGAUCCGCCGCGCGUGAACGGCUGGUGGUCGCGAGACGACGACGGCCGCCCGAACGGCGAGAUCUUGGACGAUUGGUUGGCGUACGUCAGCGUUUGCUUCGAGCGCUUCGGGGACCGGGUGAAGAUGUGGUUCACUUUCAACGAGGCUUGGACCUCGAGUUUUUUGGGCUCCGGCAUGGGCAUGGCCCCCAGCAUAGAGGCGUUCAGCAACCAAUCGAGGGACCCAUACGUCGCCGCUCACAACAUGAUCAUCGCCCACGCCUCCGCUGUCGACGUGUACCGCGCCAAGUACCAGAAGAAGCAGGGCGGCAAGAUAGGCAUAACGAACAACUGCGACUGGCACGAGCCAGCCUCGGACAGCCCCUGGGACGUCGCGGCGGCCGCCCGCGCCGUCGACUUUCAGCUGGGGUGGUUCGCCGACCCCAUAUUCGGCGGCGCGGGCGACUACCCGCAGUCCAUGCGGCGGCUGUUGGGCGACCGCCUUCCGGAGUUCACCGAGGACCAGAAGCGCCUGGUGAACGGCAGCUCCGACUUCUUCGGUCUCAACCACUACGGCACGGGCUGGACCUCCCACCUCAACAGCACGAGCUCCUGGGACCAGUCCUGGACGCAGGACUCCCACGACGGUUUCGUGCAAUCGCAAUCCGACUGGCUGUACGGCUCUGGUUGGGGCUUCAGGAAGAUGGUCAACCACAUACACCGCCGCUACGGCCACCCUGCCAUCUACGUCACGGAGGGCGGCUGGUCGUUGCCCACCACUUCUCCGAAAGACGGCGUCGCUGACCCCCAGAGAAUGAUGUACUACGCGAACUACACCGCGGAGCUGCGCAGGGCGAUCUACGAGGACGGCGUGGACGUGCGCGGAUACUUCGGAUGGUCAUUGAUGGACAACUUCGAGUGGGCCAAGGGCUACACGGAGCGCUUCGGCGUCACCUACACGGACUUCAGGUUCGGGUGGGACGCCGACUCCCCGUGGAUCUCGGACGAGGCGGACGAAAGGGCCGAGACGCCCACCGCGGGGAACCAGCGGCGCUACCGGAAGAAGUCCAGUUGCUGGCUGGAGGCCCUGUGGACCUCCAACGCGCUUGCAGACCCCGCCUCCUUCGAGGGAUGCGUCGACGCAGGAGAGUUCAUGGCCAGCUUCCAGGACUCCUUCGUCGGCUCCUGCGUGUGGACGGUGGCGCCGUCGCGCUUCAAGCGGAGCCGCGGCGAGGGCGUCAUCGACGGCUUCCAGGGCCUGGUGCGGGGCUCGGGGGCCGGCUGCAAGGGGCGCCUGCUCAACGCCACCUUCCGGGGCGGCGUCGCCCGCGUGGACUUCGGCGGGGGCAAGGACGGCCCCGGGCUGCUCACGGGCUACUGGCGCCGGGCCGGCGAGGGCGCCGUCGUGUGGGAGGACGGCCGCCUGUGGCGGCGGCGGCCUGCGAAGCACCGCCAGGCCCUGGACGAGGUCGCCAGCAUCCUCCGGCCGGACCCCGCGGACCCCGCCGCGGCCCCUUGGCCGUCGGGCGCGCCGGACCCCGCGGCGGAGGGCGGCUGGGUGCCGAUGAAGUGA